Messenger RNA from Oryza brachyantha (malo sina), 1542 nucleotides. RefSeq lists its product as uncharacterized. Bases 241 to 1401 code for a protein of 386 amino acids. The transcript has 4 exons. Lineage: Eukaryota; Viridiplantae; Streptophyta; Magnoliopsida; Poales; Poaceae. The record is from RefSeq and is a predicted model, not a curated record.
CCUCCUCCCGCUCCCGCACGUCCGAUCUGCCCCCCUCCACGCCGUGGUUCAGGGAGCUCUGGGUCAACGCCGACAGGUAGCAGCCGUCGACGGAGGACGCAUUGGUGUAUUUCUCAUUUUGCUGAUUGAGCCAAUUAAAGCAAAGGGAGGGCAUCCCUCUAGCAAGAGUUGGGGCCUUAUUUAUUUUAGGCUGGUGUAAUAAAAUAAGACCUUUUUAAGAAGGCUGUGCCAGCUGUAAAUAUGUAUAGGCAGAAGACACCCAAUUCUGGGUGGGCUGCUUUUGAUCGCAAGUGGCGCAGCAAAGAUGGAAGGGGAGAUGACGCUGAUGUCAAUUCAUUUCCAACUCUGUCAGAUUAUAUAGCCCCAAGUGCUGCUAGUAGCUCAGUUGCAGAAAAUAGUAGGCCAAAACCUAAGCCUUUCGCAUCAGUACUUCGUCCUUCUCUUGAUUUUGCAGCUGAUAGUAAUGGAAACGGAAACAAGCAUUUCACUGUCAUGGAGAAUGCAAAUUGUGGUGUAAAGUCUGCACCUGAAAAUAAAAUUAAGCUUCUGAGCAGUGCUCAUAGUUGGGCGGACAAUAAUUUAAUUGAGGAUGUACUGGCCUCUGUGAAUAAUGAUGUUGACCAAGCAUCUGCUUUGUUGAAAACUAUGGCCUCUCCUUGUUUUCCGAGAAUGGAUGAUGAACUACCUGAUCAGCUUUCUUCUGAGAUUAAUAACACACAUGGUUUGUCAUCAGCAAAUGGUAUAGAAGACAAUAGUCAUGUAAAUGGCUCACAGUCCUUGCCUCUGCCAAUGAAUAUGUCAUCUGUGCCCAUAGAGCCGGAAUUGGAAGAGCUCGAUGACGAUUACUUGAACCACCGGAAAGAUGCAUUGAAGAUGAUGAGGGCUGCCACAAAGCAUUCUCAGGCUGCCAGUAAUGCAUUCUUGAGAGGUGAUCAUGCUGCUGCGAAGGAACUUUCUCUUAGAGCUCAAGAAGAGAGAUCUGCUGCCGAGAAGCUGAACAAGAAAGCAGCAGAAGAAAUAUUUCGCCUCAGGAACAGCAAUAAUAGCAUUUGGAAGUUAGACAUGCAUGGUCUGCAUGCAUCAGAGGCUGUAGAAGUAUUGGAGCACCAUCUCCACAGGAUAGAAUUCCAGCAACCAGGGAAUAAUGCAGCUUCGACUGGUGGAUUAGCUAAGUCCGAACCUGCAAUGGCUGGCUCAAGCAUUGAGCCUGGCCCAGCGAAAGUGGUGUUUGUUCGCCCUAGACAGGUUGUCUUAGAAGUGAUCACAGGGAUUGGCAAGCACAGCAAAGGACAGGCUUCGCUACCUGCUGCAAUCAGGGGCUUCCUCAUUGAAAAUGGCUACCGGUUUGAUGAGCUGCGGCCUGGUGUCUUCUCUGUUCUUCCUAAAUUUCGUCGCAGGUGAACCUGUGAAAGCUGUACAAUACUGCCGCGAGAGCAAAGUAACUUGGAGCCUGGCAAAGUUGAUACGCGUUGAAUGUAACAAAUCUGUAAAAUAUACACGUUAUUUAUAAUUCCAAAAUUCAUCAAAAACAGAAAAAACCAA